GAGACACUUGAGGCGACAGGAUUCAGUCUGAAGGAAAGGAAACAACCAGGAAGUGAAACACAGUAGGAAACAAAUUUACUCGGAGGACAUUCAAACUUCCACGUUUACAAAAGGCUCAUAAGCGUCAACUUUUAAGUGAGUGGCUCCACCGGUCAGAGGACUUCUUCUCCAACAACAUGGACAAAGAUGCGGAGCGGGGAGGAGUGGGGGAGGAAUCCGAGCCUCAGGACAAGGUGCAGACCUUGAAGGAUCAGGUCGAUGGGGUGAAAAACAUCAUGACGGAGAAUGUGGACCGGAUCCUGGCCCGAGGAGAGAGACUGGACGACCUCAUGGGAAAGUCCGAGGACCUGCAGUUAGGGGCUCAGCACUUCAAACAGACUUCUGUGAAAGUGGCUCGCUCCUACUGGUGGAAGAACGUCAAGAUGGUCGUGGUCAUCGUGGUGAUCGUCCUCAUCAUCAUCCUGAUCAUCAUCCUGCUGGCCACUGGAGUCAUCCCCAUCGGUUCUCCAGUGCCUCCUAUAGUGCCUCUUCCAGACAUUACCACCCCAAAGCCUUAAACAUCCCUACUGUACAGUAUACAAACUGAUGUAUAGAUAUCACUGCUGUCUGGUGAAACCUUUCCUUCUUCUUAGUUCGUUUCUACUGGUAACUUUCAUGAUAAUAUUGGAUUUCAAGGACUUCAUUGGUUUAAGGCACUUUAUUGACACACAAUUUUCCCAACCCAAUACCGACCAUUGAACUUGUGUGAAAUUAAACAGAAAUCUCUCUAAGGUCUAAGGCGUUCACCUGACACCAGGAAAAAAACACUUGUCACUGUUCUUAAAGGACAUUUCAUAGUGUUACCAUCCCUGUUUCACCACCAGCAGUUAUUUCCACCUGGCAAAGAAGAGAUCACUUUAUUAUGUGUGGAUGGAAAUAAUUCAUCUUUCUAGUUAUUCUGUUUGUCACCUAAAUGCACUACAAAGGACAGUUUGUAUAGUUUAAAGAGGAAAGAUGCAUUGUACAAAAACAUUGGGGAAAUCUGUUAACAAUUUAGGUCAUUACAUAUUUAAUGAAAGGCUUAAUUGUGUACUGGAUAUUUAUGCGAUUACGUCCUUUAAAAUGCUUCCAGCUUUGUAUUCAGGCAGAUAGAGAAAUAAUUAUUGAAUGUAAAGCCUGCUUUGGUUCUUGAGCUACUUAACUGGUGUUUGAGGUGUUUCUGCUCUGUUGCUAGUUUUGGGUCAAAGUACAAAACUGUUUUUAUGCACAAAAACAACAGCUGUAGUAGGUUAAACGUCACAUAACAGCGUGCAUUAAGGUUAAAAAAAACAGCAGUGAUUAAGAUACAUAAUCCUGUUAAUCUCUCAAAAUACGGACAUCUGAGUUUAAUUUUGACCCUGAAAGUGAAGAGAAGACCUGCGGGUGAAAAGCAGCACUGCGUUUUGAGUGGUCCUUUAGAAGGGAUUUAUACAAUUAGCUUUGCAGAAUCCUCAGUCUUAUAAAAUUGAUCAUUCUUUCCUUUGCUGUGUCUUAACUCUAGAAAUAUAGCAAGAACAAAAACUAAAACCAUCUGUUGUGGUGUCUGAGGAUGAGGCUCCUCGAGCCAGCCAGCUGAUGGAGACAAUUUGCAGCACUUCCAUAGCGCCCCCUGUUGGGUCCAAACAGGGCCCUUAAAAUUAGAAAACUAUAUCCCAACACAUUUUGUAUUUUUUCAGGAAACAAGUCAGGCACAUCUGUGUCUCACCUCCCAUCCUGCUCUGCUGUUACAGAACCAGUUUAGUUUCAAAGAACUCCAAGCUAUGCCCAUUAUAAACUGUACAUAGUCAUAAAUACUCUCUCCUGUUUGUAUAUGAAAGUAUCUGUUCCUUAGAGGCUAUUUAUUGAAAGCAUGUUACUCCUGUUCAAUUUUUCUUAAAUCAAAAUGGAAGCUGUAUGUGAUUCUUGGAUUAACAAUUAGUCCAGAUUGAUUAAUUGUAAUAGUAGCACAGUUCAGUUUCUCUGCUGUUCAAUCAUUUUCUAGAUGUAGUUAUGAGAAGGAGGCUCUCUUCGAACAGAUUUCUCAAUGUGUGCCUUUUCUUUCUUUUUUAACAGUGCCUCCAAGGUGCAAUAAUCUACAUCUCUUUACCUUUUUAAUACGCUCAUACUGCUCCGAUCAAUGCUGGUUGUUCAUGUUUCUGUUCAUACAGGCUCCAGCUGCAGUAGGUCUUUAACUGCCGAAAUUUUUUUUUUUAGAAUGUCAUUUACUGAGGGUCUUUAACUGGGGGCCCAUGGCAUUAAAUGGUUUUUAUGGUCUGAAAUAAAAGAAAAUUGUACUUUC
Limanda limanda (common dab) is the source of this 2296-nucleotide messenger RNA. RefSeq names its product vesicle-associated membrane protein 8 (endobrevin) (gene vamp8). Lineage: Eukaryota; Metazoa; Chordata; Actinopteri; Pleuronectiformes; Pleuronectidae. Gene Ontology annotation, biological process: vesicle fusion; vesicle-mediated transport; SNARE complex assembly. The record is from RefSeq and is a predicted model, not a curated record. The coding region runs from base 177 to 557 and encodes 126 amino acids. Gene Ontology annotation, molecular function: syntaxin binding; SNAP receptor activity. Gene Ontology annotation, cellular component: plasma membrane; SNARE complex. The transcript is spliced from 3 exons.